This is a messenger RNA of Eutrema salsugineum, 1864 nucleotides long. Its product is annotated as probable pectinesterase/pectinesterase inhibitor 58. NCBI's taxonomy places the organism in Eukaryota, Viridiplantae, Streptophyta, Magnoliopsida, Brassicales, Brassicaceae. The record is from RefSeq and is a predicted model, not a curated record. The coding region runs from base 160 to 1863 and encodes 567 amino acids. Gene Ontology annotation, biological process: cell wall modification. The transcript has 3 exons. Gene Ontology annotation, molecular function: pectinesterase activity; pectinesterase inhibitor activity.
AGAAAGAAAAAAUCAGAGACGGAAGGGGCUUAGGCCACAGUUCAGGCCCCUCCUACUCUGUUUUUUUCUUCCCCCAUCUACAAUAACAACUUGAAAGAAAAAAGAACUAAAAUUCUCUUUCUUGAUUUCUUGAAAUUGUGAAUUCUAGAAAAUUAAAAAAUGGGGUUUGGUGGUGACAACAAAAAGAAGAAAGGCAUCAUCGCCGGGGCUAUCUCGGCUUUGCUCGUUGUCAUGGUUGUCUCUGUGGCCGUCAUAGUAUCAAAAGAUUGCAAGGCUUCAGACAAAAUUAAAACGACAACAAAGGCAGUCCAAGCGGUCUGUUCACCCACUGACUUCAAAGACACAUGUGUAAACAGCCUCAUGGAAGCUUCUCCUAACUCUACUGAGCCUCUAGAUCUCAUCAAGCUCAGCUUCGACGUCACCAUUCGAUCCAUCAAAGAUGGCAUCAAGAGAUCCUCCACAGAGCUGAAAGCCAAGGCAGCCAAAGACGAAGAGACCAAGGGAGCUCUAGAGUUGUGUGAGAAUCUUAUGAAUGACGCUACGGACGAUCUGAAGAAGUGUUUUGAUAACUUUGAUGGGUUCUCAAUAACUCAAAUCGAAGACUUCGUAGAGGAUCUUCGUGUCUGGCUCAGUGGCUCCAUUGCGUAUCAGCAAACAUGUAUGGAUACUUUUGAGGAAGUCAAGUCAAACCUUGCACAAGACAUGAAAAACAUCUUUAAAACAUCCAAAGAACUCACUAGUAAUAGUCUUGCCAUGAUUACUGACCUCUCAAUCCUUCUUGGAAAGGUCAACAUCACAGAAGUAACCGGAGAUCUAGGAAACUACGCUAGGAAGCUUUUGUCGACGGAAGAAGGUAUCCCAAGCUGGGUGGGAACAAACACUCGAAGGCUCAUGGCAGCGACGCAAGGAGGUGUAAAAGCUAACGUGGUGGUGGCGCAAGACGGAAGUGGUCAGUACAAGAGUAUCGACGAGGCCUUGAAGGCUGUGCCUCAAAACAACAGAUGGCCAUUCGUUAUCUACAUCAAGCAAGGUAUCUACAAGGAGAAUGUCGACGUUACCAAAAAGAUGACUCACGUCACUUUCAUCGGAGAUGGACCCACAAGAACUAAGAUCACCGGUAAUCUUAACUUUCGCAUCGGCAAAGUCAAGACCUACCAAACUGCCACUGUCGCAAUCAACGGUGAUAACUUCACAGCGAAAAACAUCGGAUUUGAGAACACAGCUGGUCCCGAAGGACAUCAAGCCGUGGCACUAAGAGUCUCUGCGGAUUAUGCGGUUUUCCACAACUGUCAAAUGGAUGGCUACCAAGACACACUCUACGUGCAUGCCCACCGUCAGUUCUACCGUGACUGCACAAUCUCCGGCACAGUAGAUUUCAUCUUUGGAGACGCAAAGUCACUCUUCCAAAACUGCAACAUCGUGGUGAGAAAGCCCAUGGGAGGCCAAUCUUGCAUAGUCACAGCUCAAGGACGCACCGACGUGCGUGAAUCCACGGGGAUUGUGCUACACAACUGCCGUAUCACCGGAGAGCCGGCGUAUAUUCCGGUGAAAGCUGUAAACAAAGCAUAUCUUGGAAGGCCAUGGAAAGUGUUCUCGAGGACCAUUGUAAUGAUGACGAACAUUGAUAACGUUAUUGACCCAGCGGGUUGGCUUCCUUGGGAUGGUGAUUUUGCACUCAACACGCUUUAUUACGCCGAGUAUCAGAAUAGUGGGCCUGGGUCAAACCAAGCCCAACGUGUUAAUUGGGCUGGAAUUAAGAAUAUCUCGCCUAGGCAGGCACUUAAAUUCACUCCUGCUAGAUUUUUACGCGGCAACUUGUGGAUUCCACAAACUCAUGUGCCUUAUACGCCUAAUAUGCAGUAGA